This is a messenger RNA of Prunus armeniaca (apricot), 390 nucleotides long. Lineage: Eukaryota; Viridiplantae; Streptophyta; Magnoliopsida; Rosales; Rosaceae. The record is from the annotation of a GenBank genome assembly.
AUGGCUUCCGAUUCGAUCUACACCUGCACGGAGUGCGGGGCAAACCUGAACCUGAGCGCCUCCUAUCUCUACCCACCGGACUUCUUCUUCGAGGCCGGCAACAAGGGAACGCUGUCGUUUUCGUGGGUCGACAGCACCAAGUUCAGGUUCGAGAAGGAGGACAAGAUCAGGCCCUUUUUCGAAACCAGAAACUACUGGGGCAUCCAGAGGACCAGGACCAAGAUCAAGUGCAACGGCUGCGGGCGGCUCGUCGGGCAUAUCUACGAUGAUGGGCCCCCCAUGACUGACAGUCCAGGUCAGUUCCACAUGGGGCCCAGCCAGGUCAUUCCCAGAGCUGCUAGAUAUAGAUUCAAGACCAAGGCCCUUCGUGUUUCAUCGUCUGGGACUUAG